UGUUUAUUCAGUCCUACCCUGCACCAUCGCCAGGCUGUCACCGAGCUCCUACCGCAGGGACUGACACCGACCCUCCAUCCCAAAUCCUGACACCUUAUUGGACGCUUCUACCCCCAAAUCCUGGUACUUCUUUGGACUCUUCUACCCCCAAAUCCUGACACCUUAUUGGACUCUUCUACCCCCAAAUCCUGGCACCCUACGGAGCCCCCCUAUAUAGAAACUGACACCCUAUAGAGGAGUAUACACUUUGGGACCCCGCUGACCACCUUCUGUUGUGCCGCACAACUCGCCGGCUGACCGCCACUUAUGAUUGGAUAAGAGGCCUUGUGAAAACAAAAAAGGACCGCCGCUUACAGACUUUCCAUGGGAUUGUAGCCGGAGUCCGGUUUGGGAAUGCCUCUGUUUGGACUGAACUGUGGGAGGAAGAAGCAAGAAGAGAAAGAGAGGCGUCUCCAAGCGAACGACAGAGAGUUCAACCUAAAAUUUAAAUAUGCGACCAAUGCAAUCAAGACCUGCAAAUACAACGUUUUCACAUUCCUCCCCCUCAACCUCUUCGAACAAUUCCAGCGGGUGGCCAACGCGUACUUCGUCUUCCUCCUCAUCCUGCAGCUCAUUCCACAAGUCUCCUCCUUGUCCUGGUUCACUACGGUGGUCCCCCUGGUGCUGGUGCUAACUGUGUCUGCUGUGAAAGAUGCCACGGAUGACUUUUAUCGGCACAAAAGUGACAAUCACGUCAACAAUCGCACAGUUCAGGUGCUCAGCAAAGGAGGGUUCAGCAGCGAGAAAUGGAUGAAUGUCCAGGUGGGCGACAUCAUCAAAUUGGAGAACAACAACUUUGUGACGGCAGAUUUGAUGUUACUGUCCAGCAGCGAACCCAACAGCCUGGUGUACAUUGAGACCGCUGAACUUGAUGGGGAAACCAACCUCAAGGUGAAGCAGGCGCUGACCAUAUCAGCAGACAUGGGGGAGGACCUGAACCAGUUGUCACAAUUUGACGGUGAAAUCGCGUGCGAGGCUCCCAAUAACCGAUUGGACACUUUCACCGGAACUCUGACCUAUCAGGGGGAGAAAUACUCUCUGGACAAUGGGAAGAUCCUCCUACGCGGCUGCACCAUCAGGAACACAGAGUGGUGCUUUGGCAUGGUCAUCUUCGCAGGGCCAGACACCAAGCUGAUGCAGAACAGCGGCCGCACCACCCUGAAGAGAACCAGUAUCGACCGUCUUAUGAAUAUUUUGGUCCUAUGGAUCUUUGUCUUCUUGGCUGUCAUGUGCAUCAUCCUGGCUAUCGGCAACGGGAUUUGGGAAUCCAAGCAAGGCUAUUACUUCCAGGUGUAUCUCCCUUGGCCAGAAGGCACCACCAAUGCAGCAUUCUCGGGGUUCCUGAUGUUCUGGUCCUAUGUCAUUAUCCUGAAUACCGUGGUGCCCAUCUCACUCUACGUAAGCGUGGAGAUCAUUCGGCUGGGGAACAGCUACUACAUCAACUGGGACCGGAAGAUGUAUUACCCCAAGAGGGACACCCCGGCAGAGGCCCGGACCACCACCCUCAAUGAGGAGCUGGGGCAAAUCAAGUACAUCUUCUCCGACAAGACCGGGACCCUCACCCAGAACGUCAUGACCUUCAACAAGUGUUCCAUCAAUAGCAACUCCUACGGGGACGUGUUUGACUAUGCUGGGAAUAGACUGGAGAUAAAUGAGUACACAGAAAAGGUGGAUUUUUCCUUCAACUCUCUGGCUGACCCCAAGUUUGUGUUUCAUGAUCAUCGAUUGGUGGAGUCGGUGAAGAUUGGGGACCGGGCUACUCACGAGUUCUUCCGGCUGCUUGCCUUGUGCCACACGGCGAUGUCUGAGGAAAAGAAGCCUGGUGAACUUGUGUACCAGGCCCAGUCUCCAGACGAGGGCGCUCUGGUGACAGCUGCCAGGAACUUUGGCUUUGUGUUUCGCACCCGGACACCAGAGACCAUCACUGUGGUAGAGAUGGAGAGGACCAAAGUGUACGAUUUGCUGGCUAUUUUGGACUUCAACAAUGAGCGCAAAAGGAUGUCUGUGAUUGUGCGGAGCCCAGAGGGGCGUCUGACCCUUUACUGCAAGGGGGCCGACACCAUUGUCUACGAACUUCUUGACCGCUCAAGUGAAGACUUGAAGGAGGUGACCACCGACCAUCUGAAUGAGUUCGCUGGCGAGGGCCUACGCACUCUGGUCCUGGCAUACAAAGAUUUGGACAAGACCUAUUUUGCAGACUGGCAGAAACGACACCACGAGGCCAGUACAUCCCUGGAAAACCGCGAGGAGAAGCUGUCCGAGCUGUAUGAAGAGAUCGAGAGGGAUCUGAAGCUCAUCGGAGCCUCUGCCAUAGAAGACAAGCUGCAGGACGGCGUCCCCCAGACCAUCGAGGUCCUCACCAAGGCCGACAUUAAGAUCUGGGUCCUCACCGGGGACAAGCAAGAGACGGCCGAGAACAUCGGCUACUCCUGUAACAUGCUGCAGGAUGAGAUGAAGGAGGUUUUCAUCAUCAAAGGCACCAGUCCUGAGGAGGUUCUGGAUGAGCUCAGGACGGCUCGGAGGAAGAUGAACCCGGACACCUUCCUGGACAGCUACGACAUGAACGUUGAGAUAAAGAAAGGAUGGAAGAAGAAGACUCAGGUCAUACCGGACGAUGAGAUGAAGGGAGACGACACGUAUGGGAUUAUCAUCAAUGGGCACAGCCUGGCUUACGCUCUAGAGGAGAAGAUGGAGGUGGAGCUGUUGAGGGCGGCGUGUAUGUGCCAGGCGGUGAUCUGUUGCCGGGUCACCCCUCUCCAGAAGGCGCAGGUGGUCCAGCUGGUGAAGAAGUACAAGAAGGCCGUGACCUUGGCCAUCGGAGAUGGUGCCAAUGACGUCAGUAUGAUUAAAACCGCUCACAUCGGGGUGGGGAUCAGCGGGCAGGAGGGUAUGCAGGCCGUGCUGUCCAGUGACUUCUCCUUUGCCCAGUUUCGUUACCUGCAGCGCCUCCUCCUGGUACACGGCCGCUGGUCCUACAACCGCAUGUGCCAGUUCCUCCGCUACUUCUUCUACAAGAACUUCACCUUCACCCUGGUCCACUUCUGGUACGGAUUCUUCUGCGGCUUCUCGGCUCAGACGGUUUAUGACGAGUGGUUCAUUACACUGUAUAAUCUGAUGUACACCUCGCUGCCUGUGCUGGGGAUGAGCCUCUUCGAUCAGGAUGUGGAUGACCGUUGGAGCAUGGAGUACCCACAGCUGUAUGAACCGGGACAGAAGAACCACUACUUCAACAUCAAGGAGUUUGUGAAGUGUGUUAUACACGGGGUGUACAGCUCCCUCGUCCUGUUCUUCAUUCCUUAUGGGGCGCUCUAUGACACCGUGAGGGACGACGGGAAGGCCCUGUCUGACUACCAGUCCUUUGCCUUGAUGGCUCAGACGUGUCUUGUGCUUGUGGUAUCAGCCCAGAUUGGCCUUGAUACAGCAUACUGGACGGCAGUCAAUCAGUUCUUCAUCUGGGGCAGCAUAGCUGUCUACUUUGCUAUCAGUUUUACCAUGUACAGUGAUGGAAUGUAUCUGAUCUUCACGGCUUCCUUCCCGUUCAUGGGAACUGCGCGGAAUUCUUUGAACCAGCCCAGCAUUUGGCUCACCAUUUUCCUGACCAUCGUCCUGUGUGUCCUGCCCGUGGCGGCCUACAGGUUCCUGAGGUCGAUGCUAAAACCCACCUUCGGUGACAGGGUCCAGAAAAAAAUCAGAGAAGCCAAGAAGCGCCCGGCCCCUCCCCCUCGCCGCGCGCGGAUCCGUCGCACCAGUUCCCGCCGUUCCGGCUACGCCUUCUCCCACCAACAGGGAUACGGAGACCUCAUCACCUCCGGCAGGAACAUUCGCCCCAGGAUGCACUUCCACCAGACAGGAAAGUUCUCCCCCAACGAGAGGAGCCGCAACUACUAGCGAGGAGGAGGAACCGGAGGGCGAGGGGGCGGCGGGCGGGACAGUGAACGCCACGCCGCCCCCUAAUGGACGACACAAAACACAGAUUAUGGACGGUUUCCGAUCUUCUGCCAUGUCUGAGAAUCCUGGUGCUGGAAGGAUUUGGACGCACAGCCAUAUUUUCCGCACGGCAGCCCCACAUGGCAGCCAUCUUGGACGCAAAACUCUUUAUUUUAUUUUUUUUGGACAGUCGAUUUUUGUAACUUAUAAGAAACACUACAUGGCCAAAGAAAACGGAGGUAUAUUUUUGUAGGUUUUGGUUAUUUAAA
Rana temporaria (common frog) is the source of this 4235-nucleotide messenger RNA. Its product is annotated as phospholipid-transporting ATPase ID-like. Gene Ontology annotation, molecular function: magnesium ion binding; ATP hydrolysis activity; ATPase-coupled intramembrane lipid carrier activity. Gene Ontology annotation, cellular component: plasma membrane. Gene Ontology annotation, biological process: Golgi organization; phospholipid translocation. Lineage: Eukaryota; Metazoa; Chordata; Amphibia; Anura; Ranidae. The coding region runs from base 394 to 3927 and encodes 1177 amino acids. The record is from RefSeq and is a predicted model, not a curated record. The transcript has 28 exons.